CAGUUAGUUUACAAAGAGUACAGAAGAAUUGUAAGCCAUAGUAUAUAUUAUUUACUCAAAUAUGUAUUGGGAUGUGAUUACCAGGACAACGAUCGAGCACAGACUUAACUAAAGUUGAAGGUUUUGAUUAGAAAUUCAUACAAGUUUUUUUUUACUUUUUUUUCUUCUUAUUCAAUACUUCUAAACAUUGCUGUUACAAAGCUCUAGCAGUAAUGAACGAACUCUCUAUAGUACCUAUUAUGACUUAAUUGUUCACCAAGUACCAUAACAUACCAUAUAAGAGAAGAGUUGAUAACUCAUCAAGCAAUCCGUUAAGAAACAAUUUGUUGUCAUACAUAGAAAAAAUAAGCUAAACAUCUGUCUACCUUUCUUUUUUUUUGGUAAUCCUAACAAUCAAGUUGUCGUCCUAUGUCAAUUUGGGCAAAAACCUGCAAGAUCUAAUGUUUUGUGAUACUCUCUGAAACUUACUUACAGUGAUAAUUUUACUACUUUUUUGAGACCUAGGGAUUGAAGGAUCAAAAAUUGAAUUUCCGAUUUCUUCAAUUCUUUCACAAUUUGCUGGCUUUUGAGAAGGAAAUGAUUAACUAUUCUAGUCUUGCAUUAUGUUUUUAUCCGCUCAAACUAAUUCAAAAUAUCUCUUGGCAACCCCGAAAAACAUCCUUGUGUCGUUAAAGACUUUACCGAAAUAUAAUUGUAGGUCAAAGUUCUUUUCUUUUACGUCCACAGGAUCAAUUUUGUUCCAAACGAAAAGAACAUGUACCUCUAAAAAUGUAUUGCAGGCUUCUACUCAUCUUCGUCUGAGAAAUGUAGUUCAGCAAACUCCGGCAGCUUUUAUGAGGAAAUAUGCGACCCAAUUAAGCCCUUUUAGAGGUCAACACUCAAAUCAUAGGCUUUUCCCUACUUUACUAAUUACCAUUCCUGUAGCUCUCUCAGGCUGUGUUUUUGCGUACAAAAUGUGGGAGUAUUUGUAUCAAAAACGUCAGCAGCAGCCUUCUUUAGCUCCAGUAGUGGAAUACAAAGUGACUGAUAUUCACAACAGAAGUUUUUUCAUGAAGAUUAAACUAGUAUUGCUAUUGUGCAGACGUAUCACCUAUUUAUUUCUAAUUUUUUUUCCCGUAUCAUUAACUGCUCCCGUUGUAUACUUAUUUUAUUUAAGUCCUUUCCAAAGUUAUUUUUCUGCAAUCUUUUCUGUUUGGGUUAAAUUGUUGGUGCGUCAGCUUGAAAAAGCUGGUGCUACCUUUAUAAAGCUCGGGCAAUGGGCUGCUACGAGGACCGACUUGUUUCCUCCAGAUCUUUGCAAUCAGUUAUCAAAAUUUCAUUCUCAUGUAACACCGCACAGUUUUGAACAUACGGAAAAAGUUAUUAAAGAUUCUUUCAAUGUCAGCUCAAUUUCUGAUGUUUUUGAAGAUUUUCAGCCCAUACCUAUUGGAGUUGGAUCAAUUGCUCAAGUAUACACUGCCAAUUUAAAGCAUGAUUGUGCUUUAAAAGAGCAAAACUUUUCCUUUUCAUCGAAUAAAGAAAAAAUAAUGGACCUCUUAUCUUUCCAGCGAAAACCGAUUCAAGACCUACAUAAAAAGGUAGCUGUCAAGGUACUACAUCCGAAUGUAGGACUUAAUAUCUCUCUGGACUUAAAAAUCCUUGAAUUAUUUGCCUAUUUUUUUGACUUGAUUCCUACCAUUAAAUGGCUAUCGUUUCCAGAAGAAGUAAAAGUAUUCGGGGACAUGUUAAAUCAACAGUUGGACUUUCGCCAUGAAGCGAAUAAUCUAAUACAAUUUCGAAAAAAUUUUUCCAAAAAUCCAUAUGUGGAAUUCCCUAUGGUAUACGAGAAUUACACCAAAGAUCAAGUCUUAGUUGAAGAAUUCAUACCUGGUAUUCCGUUGAGUAUGUUCCUUCGUCAUAAAGAUGGACCUUUCAAUAAGCUUUUAGCAAAUGUUGGAAACAGUUCUUUAUUUCAAAUGCUUAUCCUCGAUAAUUUUACUCAUGCAGAUCUGCAUAGCGGAAACAUAAUAGUUGGGUUUAAGAAAGGCUCAACAUUUUCGCGUGAUUUGGAAGUCUCUGAAAAUGAGUUAUGCUCUAAUUUGAUGCCAAGUAAUAAUGAAGAAUGGGAAUCGACUAUGCAAUACCUGCAAGACUUAGGAUAUCAUCCGUUCCUGACUUAUUUGGAUGCGGGUCUUGUUACGACGCUUAGUCCGCAGGACUUGCAAAAUUUUAUUGACUUAUUUCAAGCGGUCUUAACUUUCGAGGGGUAUGAAGCUGGCUUGUUGAUGGUUGAACGAAGUCGACAGACAGAACAUGUCCGUAAUAAAGAAAUAUUCGCUCUGAGGAUGGAGCAUCUAUUAAACAAUAUUCAGAAAAACACAUUAUCGCUAAAGUCACUUCAAAUUGGAACAAUUUUACAAGAAGUCAUGACGAUGUCUAGAGAGCAUCAUGUUCGCAUAGAAGCUAACUUUGCCAACACUGUGUUAUCCAUUCUUUUGAUGGAAGGAGCAGGUAGACAAUUAUACCCUGAUAUGGAUCUUUUGAGUAAUGCAACGCCCUUUUUGAGGGCUGCUUCUGCUAGGCGCGAUAUAUCUAUAAAAAGUCCAAUGAUUAAAAUAUGGCUGGCUCUAGAAGCCAGACAGUUUUUACUACUAAGCACAUCCAAAGAGACGGUUGAGAAAUGGAUCAAGGCGGAUAUGAUUUCUCCGAACAUCUAAUGAUUGUAGUAUUCAUGUAUUUAAUAGAAAAUGAAGUUCACCAUAGUCAAGAUAAAAAUAUUAUUAUUUGUUUUGAGUAGGUAUA
Messenger RNA from Schizosaccharomyces octosporus yFS286, 2781 nucleotides. RefSeq names its product atypical/ABC1/ABC1-C protein kinase. Lineage: Eukaryota; Fungi; Ascomycota; Schizosaccharomycetes; Schizosaccharomycetales; Schizosaccharomycetaceae. The transcript is spliced from 2 exons. The record is from RefSeq and is a predicted model, not a curated record. Bases 603 to 2696 code for a protein of 697 amino acids. Gene Ontology annotation, cellular component: mitochondrion.